AUGGCAGUGGAGGACAGCAUGGUGCGGGUGGUGGUGCGGGUACGGCCCCCCACCCCUCGGGAGCUGGACAGUCAACGUCGGCCUGUGGUUCAGGUGGUGGACGAGCGGGUGCUGGUGUUUAACCCUGAGGAGCCCGAUGGAGGGUUCCCUGGCCUGAAAUGGGGCAGCAUCCAAGAUGGCCCCAAAAGGAAGGGCAAAGACCUGACGUUUGUCUUUGACCGGGUCUUUGGAGAGGCAGCCACCCAACAGGAUGUGUUCCAGCACACCACCCACGGCAUCCUGGACGGCUUCCUCCAGGGUUACAACUGCUCAGUGUUUGCCUAUGGGGCCACCGGGGCCGGGAAGACACACACCAUGCUGGGAAGGGAGGGGGACCCUGGCAUCAUGUACCUCACCACUGUGGAGCUGUAUAGGCGUCUUGAGGCCCUCCAGGAGGAGAAGCGCUUUGAGGUGCUCAUCAGCUACCAGGAGGUGUACAAUGAGCAGAUCCACGACCUCCUGGAGCCCAAGGGGCCCCUCGCCAUCCGUGAGGACCCCGACAAGGGGGUGGUGGUGCAAGGACUUUCUUUCCACCAGCCAGCCUCAGCUGAACAGCUACUGGAGAUGCUGACCAGGGGGAAUCGGAACCGCACACAGCACCCUACUGAUGCCAAUGCCGCAUCCUCCCGCUCCCAUGCCAUCUUCCAGAUCUUUGUGAAGCAGCAGGACCGGGUUCCAGGACUGACCCAGGCCGUUCAGGUGGCCAAGAUGAGCCUGAUUGACCUGGCUGGCUCAGAGCGGGCGUCCAGCACCGGCACAAAGGGAGAGCGGCUGCGGGAGGGCGCCAACAUCAACCGCUCUCUGCUGGCCCUCAUCAACGUCCUCAAUGCCCUGGCCGACGCAAAGGGCCGGAAGACUCACGUGCCCUACCGGGACAGCAAACUGACCCGCCUGCUCAAAGACUCCCUUGGGGGCAACUGCCGCACGGUGAUGAUCGCUGCCGUCAGCCCCUCCAGCCUGGCCUACGAGGACACGUACAACACCCUCAAGUAUGCCGACCGGGCCAAGGAGAUCAGGCUCUCGCUGAAGAGCAACGUGAUCAGCUUGGACUGUCACAUCAGCCAGUAUGCCACCAUCUGCCAGCAGCUCCAGGCUGAGGUAGCUGCUCUGAGGAAAAAGCUCCAGGUGUAUGAGGCAGGAGCCCAGCCCCCACAUCAGGACAUCCUAGGGUCCCCCAAGUUGGGCCCACCACAACAACACCAGCCCUGCACCCCGGAGCUCCCCGUGGGGUCCGGAACCCUUCAAGAGGAGAGCCUGGAGACAGAGGCCCAGGUAGAGAGGGUCGUGGAAGGGAACUCUUCAGACCAGGAGCAGUCCUCAGAGGACAAGGACAAAAGCCCAGCAGAGGAGGUUCCAAUCCAGAUGCCAGAGCAGAGCCUCAGGCAUCCACUGCCAGGGCCCCAUGGCCUGACCUUGCAGCCCAAGCCCAUCGUGGGCCACCGCUCACCACAGAAGCUGGACAGGGACCAUCCUAUGCAGUUGGCCCUGAAGAUGCUGUGCCUGGCCCAGCGGCAGUACUCCCUGCUCCAAGCAGCCAACCUCCUGACCCCUGACAUGAUCACAGAGUUUGAGACCCUGCAGCAGCUGGUGCAAGAGGAAAAAACUGAGCCUGGGGCGGAGGCCUCCAGGAGUCCUGGGCUGGCCGGAGGGACACCUCUGGCUCAGGAGCUGUGUUCAGAGUCAAGUGAGUCUCACCCUGUCCUACCCUCACCCCCUUCUCUCUGCCCAGAGUCUCCAGCGUACUCUGGCCCCGUGACCCGGACCAUGGCAAGGCGACUGAGUGGCCCCAUGCACACUCUGGGCAUCCCACCUGGGCCCGAGUGCUCCCCAUCGCAGGCAUCCCGAUGGCCAAUGGAGAAGAAGAGGAGGAGGAGACCAAGCCCCUCGGAGCCAGACAGUCCCCCUGCCCCAAAGCAGAGAAGCAAGCGCCAGCGCCGGUCCUUCUUGCCCUGCCUGAGGAGAGAGUCUCUGCCUGAAGCCCAGCCAUCAUUUGGGCACAGCACCCCCAAAGGGGGAAGGGCCUCCUCCCCCUGCCAUUCCUCUCGUGUCUGCCCAGCCACAGUCAUCAAAAGCCGGGUGCCCCUCGGCCCUUCUGCCAUGCAGAACUGCUCCACUCCGCUGGCCCCACCCACUCGGGAUCUCAAUGCCACCUUUGAUCUCUCUGAGGAGACCCCCUCAAAGCUCAGUUUCCAUGAAGGCGCUGGCUGGGAGAAAGUUCCCCAGGAGCUGAACAGGCUGGACCAGCCCUUCUUGCCCAGCGGACCCGUGCUGUUCACCAUGAAGGGCCCCAAGCCGACAUCUUCCCUCCCUGGGACCUCAGCCUGCAAGAAGAGGCGCGUUGUGAGUUCCUCAGUCUCCCGGGGCCGCAGCCGCAUCGCCCGCCUCCCCAGCAGCACCUUGAAGAGGCCAGCUAUGCCCCUCGAAAUCCCAGAGCUUUCCUUGAGCCCCCUCCAUGCUGGGGACAGGAGGAGCAGGAAGGAACUCACUGGGGUUGGGAGAGUGCUGUCAGCUGGGAACUGCAUCGCCAAGGUGUCCUGACCACCAAGGUGUUCUGACUCACCAGCCGCUCUAGGCAGGCCACCCCCACUUGGUCCCUGAAGCCACCUACACCAGGAGCCCCGACCUGCCUGCCU
Messenger RNA from Propithecus coquereli (Coquerel's sifaka), 2672 nucleotides. RefSeq names its product kinesin family member 18B (gene KIF18B). The coding region runs from base 1 to 2577 and encodes 858 amino acids. NCBI's taxonomy places the organism in Eukaryota, Metazoa, Chordata, Mammalia, Primates, Indriidae. Gene Ontology annotation, biological process: microtubule-based movement. The transcript has 15 exons. Gene Ontology annotation, molecular function: ATP binding; microtubule binding; microtubule motor activity. The record is from RefSeq and is a predicted model, not a curated record.